CUCGUCUCACGGCAAACAACAAAAUAAAUAGUGGAGCACGAAAAAAAAAUUGAAAAUUUUUAAAAAAUAAUCAUGCCGGAGGAGCAAGAAGAAAACCAAGGAGAGAUCGAAAAUGUCCGAGUUGUGGUCAGAUCACGUCCAUUGAGCAAAGAUGAAAUCGCAGCUGGUGCACAAAAUAUCGUCAAGGUUGAUAAGGCAAACAGACAAAUUUCUGUACAGAAACCGAAUGCAGGCACGGCAGAACCACCAAAGAUUUAUUUCUUCGACAAUGUCUUCGAUGACCAUUCGUCGCAGAUUGAUUUGUAUGUCGAUACAGCUCGUCCCAUCGUUGACAAGGUCUUGGAAGGGUACAAUGGAACAAUUUUGGCUUAUGGGCAAACGGGAACCGGUAAAACUUACACAAUGUCAGGCAAUCCGGACUCGCCACAGACAAAAGGCAUUAUUCCCAACACCUUUGCGCACAUUUUUGGGCACAUUGCCAAGGGAAAGGAUAAUCAAAAAUUCUUAGUUCGUGUCAGCUACAUGGAGAUCUACAACGAAGAAGUGCGCGAUUUGCUCGGCAAGGAACUCAACAAAAGUCUCGAGGUCAAGGAACGUGCCGACAUCGGCGUUUUCGUCAAAGACCUCAGUGGCUACGUCGUUCACAAUGCCGACGACCUCGACAACAUCAUGAAACUCGGCAACAAAAACCGCGUCGUCGGCGCCACAAAAAUGAACCUCGAGUCAUCCCGUUCGCACGCCAUCUUUUCCAUCACCAUCGAAUCGAGCGAAACGGACGAACGCGGCGAACAACACGUCAAAAUGGGCAAGUUGCAACUUGUCGACUUGGCUGGCAGCGAACGUCAAAGCAAAACGCAGGCAUCCGGGCAACGCCUGAAGGAAGCAACCAAAAUAAAUUUGUCUCUUUCGGUGCUGGGAAACGUAAUCAGCGCUCUGGUUGACGGCAAAUCGACGCAUAUCCCGUACCGAAACUCAAAACUCACGCGUUUGCUGCAAGAUUCGCUCGGCGGCAACUCCAAAACUGUCAUGUGUGCGAGCAUCAGUCCGGCAGACAUCAAUUAUGCGGAAACUAUUUCGACUCUGAGAUACGCGGCACGUGCCAAGAGCAUCCAGAAUUGCACGCACAUCAACGAGGAGCCGAAAGACGCGCUUCUGCGACACUUCCAGGAGGAAAUUGAACUGCUGAAGAAGCAACUCGAGGAUGGCGUCUUCGAAAAUGGCUCGGAAGGCGACGAAUUGGACGCCAGCGAAGACGAAGAAAUCGAAAUUGACGAAUACGAGAAGGGCGACAAGCUGAAAAAGAAGAAAGGCAUGAAAGACAGUCAAACGGAAAAAACGGACGAGGAAAAGGAAUUGCUCGAGAAAAAAGUUCUCGAACGCGAAAAGGAAUUAAAAUCCGCCAAAAGCGAACAGGAACAAAUCAAGGCAAAGCUACAAUCGCUUGAGAACAAAAUUCUCGUUGGCGGCGAAAAUUUACUCGAAAAAGCGGAAGAACAAGAAAGAUUGCUCGAAAAUGCUGUCGAACAACUCGAAGAAGCGGCGCAAAAGGAAAAAACUCUCGAAGAUCACUUGCAAAAAAUUGAAGCGGAACGCAUCAACAUCGAGGAACAAUAUUCGUCGUUGCAGGAAGAAGUCACCGGAAAAACGCGCAAAUUGCAAAAAGUCAUGUCGAUGUUGAUGGGACUCAAAUCUGAGUUAUCGGAUCAGUUGCAGGAACAACAGCGGGAGAAAGAGGGAAUUUACGAUAAUUUACGGAGUUUGACGCGGGAAUUGUCGCUGUGUGAACUCGUUCUCAAUUCUUACAUUCCGAAAGAGUAUCAGAACAUGAUUGAAAAAUUCACGCAUUGGAACGAAGACAUUGGCGAAUGGCAACUCAAGUGUGUCGCUUACACCGGCAACAACAUGCGCAAGAGCAUCCCCGAGCCCAAAGUGAACACAAAAGAUCUCGAUUUCGUUGAUUUGUCGUACGUUUAUUUGAGUUACAACACCGAAAACGUUCAAGAUCCCGUGAGAGCAAAAUCAGCUCGACCUCGUACCUCGGGAGUGCCGAGACCGACAACCGCGAGAAAAUAUUACUAAAAAAAAAAUUCACAUUUCCUCAAUUUUUUUUAGCGACUAUUCAAGAGAAAAAGUAUAGAUUUAACUCCUGUUAUCCUGAUUUCUUUAAAUUUUAUCAAAUUUUUCCCCUUGUUAUCGAUGGCUUUCUAAAAGCUUAGAGCUUCUGUCCCCCUCCCCCCUAAAAAAAUAACCAAUGAAGUAAAUUAACCCCAAAUUUAUUAACAAUUACUAGUCUAAUAAUCGGCAAGUAUUAUUUUUAAGGCGUAGAUUAAGUUGAUUAACGAAUAAGACACGAAUGAAUUACGAGAUUUGCUUGGAAAAAGUGAAUUUCCGAACGAAAAUUUGAUCUCUAGUCAUCAAAAAAUGUAAUUUUUGUAUUGAAAUGGAUGAUUAACUAAAUGAAAAUUGUAGCUUUUAGCCAAAAUUAACCUAGAAUUAAUACCAAAACACUUAGUUGCACCAAAAAAAAUUAAAUAAAAAGUUUUGUUUACAA
Culicoides brevitarsis is the source of this 2551-nucleotide messenger RNA. RefSeq names its product kinesin-like protein KIF3A (gene Klp64D). The coding region runs from base 73 to 2079 and encodes 668 amino acids. Gene Ontology annotation, biological process: mitotic cell cycle; microtubule-based movement. Lineage: Eukaryota; Metazoa; Arthropoda; Insecta; Diptera; Ceratopogonidae. The transcript is spliced from 6 exons. Gene Ontology annotation, molecular function: microtubule binding; ATP binding; microtubule motor activity. Gene Ontology annotation, cellular component: microtubule. The record is from RefSeq and is a predicted model, not a curated record.